Molecule: messenger RNA, 426 nt
Organism: Suillus bovinus
Lineage: Eukaryota; Fungi; Basidiomycota; Agaricomycetes; Boletales; Suillaceae
Exons: 2
Coding region: 1-426 (141 amino acids)
Source: RefSeq, a predicted model, not a curated record
AUGCUGUCUGCAAUUCAAGCAGCAUGCUUCACUAUGUCCAGUAUUGCCGAUUUGCACACAUCAAUGUUUGCAGAAGGUUUUAGCAACAAUGAAUGCCAAGCAGCCACUAGAGCUUUUUUGAGGUAUGACACACACAUCAACGGGACUCACUAUCAGAUUAGGGAACUUGGUGGCCUUCACUUGUCAUACAUUGGCUUCAAUGCUACUGCUAAACAAAUGGACAAGAGGACACUCAGCCAUGAUGCGCUAGUCGAGGCGGUGCUACAGAACAUGUUUGAUGCACUAACUAUACAAGACUGCCUGGAUGGUGGAAUUUCAGUUCUUGUUCAAUAUGCUGGUUUUGAAGCAACUGCAACCAUAUCACCUGAACAACUCCCUAUUAAUGUCUACAUCACACCUUGUAAACUCUAUGAAUUACCUGAGUGA